Fonsecaea pedrosoi CBS 271.37 is the source of this 981-nucleotide messenger RNA. RefSeq lists its product as uncharacterized. Bases 1 to 981 code for a protein of 326 amino acids. Gene Ontology annotation, biological process: peptidyl-lysine dimethylation; peptidyl-lysine monomethylation. Lineage: Eukaryota; Fungi; Ascomycota; Eurotiomycetes; Chaetothyriales; Herpotrichiellaceae. Gene Ontology annotation, molecular function: protein-lysine N-methyltransferase activity. The transcript has 2 exons. The record is from RefSeq and is a predicted model, not a curated record. Gene Ontology annotation, cellular component: cytoplasm.
AUGUCUGCAGAAAAAUCCCAUCCCGCUCACCUGGAACCAAGCGAACUAGGCACAAAGGAGUACUGGGACGAAUACUACCGGAACGAUCUGGAAAACGGUGCUCGAUCUGAAGACGACGAAGAGGAGGAUGGCGAUGGCAGUGAUUCUGAUGACGGGGCCGAGCAACCCCCCGAUCCGGUCGAGCUGGAGUCAUGGUUCGACGACGUCGACGCUCCGGCCAAGACACUGGCGUUUCUAACCUCGACAACGUUCCCGCUGUCGCCGAACUAUACGGGAUCAUUGGUCGAUCAAGAUUCAAGCGAUCGGGGUAGUGGCAGUAUUAGGGAUGGUCCGUCGGUGCUGGACCUGGGCACAGGCAACGGCAGCGCCCUGUUCGCGCUGCGCCUCCACGGACACUACACGGGCCGCAUGGUCGGCGUCGACUACUCGAGCCAGAGCGUCGAGCUGGCGCGGAAGCUGCGCGCACAGUACGCUUCGACAACGAUGACGACAAUUCCCUCCGACAUGGCCGAUCUGGACUUCCACGUCUUCGACAUCAUCCACGACUCGGCUACCACGCAGCCCUGGUGGCCCGCGCGCGACGCGGGCUUCGACCUCGUCCUCGAUAAGGGCACCUUUGACGCCAUCUCGCUCUCCUCGGCCACCGUCUCGGACCCGGACCCGGACCCGAACGCGCGCCAAAGACGCAUCUGCGAACUCUACCCCUCCAGGGUCCUGGCCCUGGUCAGACCAGGAGGCUACCUGCUCGUCACGAGCUGCAAUUGGACCGAGGCGGAGGUUGUGGCGUGGUUCACGGGCUCGUCCUCAGGAGGAAGAGCAGGAAACACCGACUCCACCGCUGCAGAUACAGAGAGCAGCGAGAGGGCCGUGUUCGAGGUGUACGACACGAUAAAGUACCCCGUGUUCGAGUUUGGAGGGCAAAAGGGCCAGGGCGUCGCCAGUGUGUGUUUCCGAAAACGACAGAAAAGCAAGACGGACUAG